CGCCGGCGCUCGGGGCUGACGGUUCCGGGCGCCGCACGGUCCCCCCCCCCCCUCGUCCCCACCCCUCCCUGGCUCCCGCAGGUCCCGGAGCUGCCCGCUUCCCGCAUGGCCUCCGUCCGGGAUGACCCGAUUCUGGAACGUUAUUUUAAAGGCCACAAAGCUGCGAUCACUUCCGUGGACUUCAGCCCCAACAGCAAACAACUUGCCACUGCCUCUUGGGACACCUUUCUUAUGCUAUGGAGUUUGAAGCCAAACACUAGAACUUACAGAUAUGUGGGCCACAAGGACGUUGUGACCAGCGUGCAGUUUUCUCCACAAGGAAACUUACUAGCCUCUGCUUCACGAGACAGAACUGUUAGGCUCUGGGUUCCUGAUAGGAGAGGGAAGUCCUCUGAAUUUAAGGGACACACGGCUCCAGUUCGCAGUGUGGACUUCUCGGCUGAUGGCCAGCUUCUGGUCACAGCUUCUGAAGACAAAUCCAUUAAAGUAUGGAACGUGUUCCGCCAGCGCUUCCUCUACUCUCUGUACCGGCACACACACUGGGUCCGCAGCGCCAAAUUCUCACCCGACGGAAGGUUAAUCGUGUCAUGUAGUGAGGAUAAAACUAUUAAAAUCUGGGAUACCACCAGCAAGCAAUGUGUCAAUAACUUCUCGGAUUCUGUAGGGUUUGCGAAUUUUGUGGACUUUAACCCUAAUGGUACAUGCAUAGCUUCGGCAGGUUCUGAUCAUACGGUGAAAAUCUGGGAUAUACGAGUGAACAAAUUACUCCAGCACUACCAAGUCCACAGCUGCGGCGUGAACUGUCUAUCAUUCCAUCCUUCGGGUAACAUCCUGGUCACGGCCUCUUCUGAUGGAACACUCAAGAUCCUGGAUCUCCUAGAGGGAAGGCUCAUAUACACACUUCAAGGGCAUACGGGUCCUGUCUUUACUGUCACAUUUUCAAAGGAUGGAGAGCUCUUUACGUCAGGAGGUGCGGAUGCCCAGGUCUUGCUGUGGAGGGCCAACUUCAGUCAGUUGCACUGUAAAGAUCCUAAUAAAAGAAACCUCAAAAGAUUGCAUUUCGAGUCCUCCCCACACCUUCUUGACAUCUAUCCGCGAUCACCGCAUCCCCAUGAAGAGAAGAGGGAGAUCAUUGAAAUUAAUCCAAAACUUGAGGUGAUGGAUUUGCAGAGUUCCUCUCCCCCUGUCGUGGAUGUUCUUUCUUUCGAUUCUACCACAACCACAGAUUCUGCUAGCCGAGCCGUAGCAGAGAAGGGCGAAGACCUGUGUGGGUAUUUCCUGAACCCUUCCUUAAUGCCAGAGCGCUCAUCAACCACUGUGAAGAAGAAAGCAGACUUAAGUGACCUCCCCUUGGAGAGCCAAAGAAGCGUGCCGCUCGCCGUGACUGACGCUCUAGAGCACAUUAUGGAGCAACUCAACGUCCUAACGCAGACUGUUUCAAUUCUGGAGCAGCGACUGACUUUGACAGAAGAUAAGCUGACAGGCUGCCUUGAGAAUCAGCAAAAGCUUUUCAAUGUCAUCCAGCAGAGAACUUGACUGAGAAAGUGUGUGAGCACAAGCCAAUAAAGGAAGACCUGUUCAGAUGCUCAGGCAGGUGUAGCCAAGGCGGUCCACCCCCACCAUGCGCUCAUUACCACAGCUUCUUCAGAGAUCGAGCAACGGAACCACAGGUUGACGUCAUUUUUGAGAACUAACUUAAACACAUUUAUCAGUGUCAAGGAUCAAUUUAAGCGCCUCCCAUUUAUAAUUGCAGAAAUGAAAUUAUAAGCAUUUAAAUCCCCCCCCCAUAUUAUUUGAAAUGUCAGUUUUUAUUCAAAGUGCAAAUCCCCACCGGGAAAGUAACCAGACCUCUAGAUUUCAUUGUUAAAUCAUUUCGAUUGACCAUGUUCAAGCAAUCCCUGAAGGUAAUUCAUGUAUUUCUUAGAUGAACACACCCUUGAUGCGAAAUAAUUUACUUCCUUCCAGGUAGCAUCUCAGAGAAUACGUUAUUGAGCUGGCUCAUAUUUCUUUCAGGUCAGAAAAACUACCCCCUUAUUAUCAGUGCCUUGGAAAGAGGCUCCCAGAGAAUUUUCCACAGCAAGAAUAAGCUUAAUUAGCAACAGCCACAGAAGGCGAGUUCUCCUUGUUUGCCGGCCGCGAGAACCCAUGCAGCCUGAGUCACAACUGCGGCCUGAGCAAACACACUGCGUCCUACUGAGCUCUGUGUUCAGAGUUCGCAGAGAUUAUGUUUGUAUGAUCUCAGUGUGCCCAAAAGCCAGAACGAUGAAAAUAUAUACUGAUGUAGAUACAAAUGAAUCACGUAUGUUAUCUAUCGCUUAGGGCGAUGUUGGCGGCUGAAUCAGCAUAUUUUUAUUUUGAAAAAAAUCUGCAUCUUCUAUUUUAUUUUAAUGAAUUGUGAUUUGAAGUGAAAGGGAGGCAGGCAUUCCACACGAUCUUGGUCACAAGUGAAGCAUAUUUAUCUUCAAAUGGAAAUCAAAGUCGAAAAGAGGAGGCUUUGGGCCUGGAGAACAAAGGUCAUACGCCUCUGUGGGGGCCAAAGGCUAUCUACGGCCUGCAAAUGAAGAGAAAAUGAAGGCCUGGCAGGGUGGGAACUGAGAAUUCCCUCCACUAGUUCCAUCUAUGUACCCAUGAGCUGGGCUUAUCUUCUGUCUCGCUGCGUGUUGUAAAUGCCUUUUCCGUCCUGUGAGUGUGACUGUCUAGACAUUUUUACAAGCUCACAAAACUAAGAGGCCCUGGACUUUUAUACCUUCAUUGAGAAGACAACAUAAAAAAUGAAAUGUAAUACCAACUUUUGUUUACUCUUUUUUAUGCUUCAAACAAUAAAGACAGUUCUCUUAAAAAUGA
Molecule: messenger RNA, 2844 nt
Organism: Arvicola amphibius (Eurasian water vole)
Lineage: Eukaryota; Metazoa; Chordata; Mammalia; Rodentia; Cricetidae
Gene: Poc1b
Product: POC1 centriolar protein B
Exons: 12
Coding region: 106-1536 (476 amino acids)
Biological process (GO): cilium assembly
Cellular component (GO): ciliary basal body; centriole
Molecular function (GO): protein binding
Source: RefSeq, a predicted model, not a curated record